AUGACUACGCCAAUGGAGGCAGAAGCCCCAGGGGGAGCAAAGAAGAGAGGCGCGCCGGAAGGGGGAGACGGCCUCAGCCUCGAUGCCAUCAGGGAAGUCAUCAAGGGCGAAUUGUCGCUCAGCAGCACCGCCCUCAAACAGGAGAUCUCGCAGUCGGUCAACAAGCGCAUGGACACGGUUGAGGAGAAAGUGGGGAACCAGUUGGAACGCACCUUGGAGAAACUGGCAGCACUGACGGACAGCCAAGCAGAACAGGGGAGAGCCAUCGCGGCCGUGCAAGCCGACCAGCAAGCCACCGGGGGAAGGCUUACACAACUGGAGCGCAAAGUCCAGCAACUACAACUUCAAGGAGGAAGUUCCACGGCAGAUACCGAAGGGGGAUCCAAGCAACCGGCGCUUAUAUUCGGAGGUUGGGACGAUGACACACCGGCCGCCGAAACCCUACAGAAAGCCAAGGACAUGGUUUCCCAGCUGAGGCUGGACCUGGAUAUGGACAGCGCCUUCUGCCCCGGCGUUCGCCGCGGGUACGUGAUCAUCCCCUACCAAGCACGUCGCAAUGAAGCCGGGGGAGAACUACGAGAACGCCUGCAGCAAGCGCUGCGACGCAUCCGCAACGCAAACGUGGUCAUGGGACGCAAAGAAGACGGGGGGAUGCGCUACUUGUGGCUCCAGAUGAGCCAGUCACCGGAACGCCGCCGUCGAGCACACCUGGCCGGGAAAGUGAAGCGGCUCAUCCUCGCCUCCAACGGGGGGAACACCCAUGGUCUAGAAGUGGAAUGGGCUACUGGUACUGUGUGGUGGCAGGCAGUUCGAGUGUGCUCAGCUACAACGACGCCAGUCGCAGGGGCAGAGACCGCGGGAGCCGGCUGGAUCGACCUCCGAGCCAUUGCACAGGGCCUGGGGCAACCAGUGGCUACAGUGAGUGAGGCGAAGAACCCACAGGAAGCACUGAAGAGAGCGGGGGGGAGGACGAACCGGGUGGACUGUUUUCACCUGGCAACCUGGAACGUGGGCGGCCUGACAGCAAAUGGCACGCUUGACCUGCUGCGCUCGUUCGGGGGAGCCAAACAUCUUUGCAUGCUGCAUGCGAUCAUGCUACAGGAAGUUAUCACCAAACCCGGCAAGUUCUUCCUCGAAGGACAUGGCUGGAAACUGGUCUAUGGCAAGAAAGAGGGAGAGUUCAGAGGAGAGGCGAUCGCGUUCCGCACAGCAGUGGCAACACAUACUCAAACCAACGUCACCAACGGGGGGAUCGGCACCGUCCUGCGCAUGCACACGGGCGACAGAUGGGGGCUACUCAGUGGACACAUCCCGCACCACGCGACCAUACCGGAGACCGAGAUGAUGCUCGCCAAUUGGGGGGAGCAACCGGCGCUCAGGAUUCCCAAGGUUGCCCUAGGAUUAGAUGCCAACGAGCAGAUCACCGAAGCAGCCGGUGACGCUACAUGCGCCCAAGCGCACACAGGACGGGGAGACGCACUCCUGAACUGGGGGACCCACCAUCACCUUCGACUACCACCACAGGCGUUACAUGUGCCCAGCUACUACCCGUACAACCCGCUGCACGAACCCAGCCGCCUGGACUACAUGCUCCUGCGCAAAGGCUACAGCUUACAAGCAAGCCCGAUACCAGCCAGACACAUGGCUAGCUCCGACCACGACCCGGUGCUAGCACAAUUGCGAACUAAGGUGACAAAGCUCGCCAAGCAGGCUCGAGCCGGCGGAGUGGGACACCUCCACCCACCAGCAGGCACCAGUAUACCCGACCACCUGGAACUCACAGCCCAGCAACAGCCCGGCGACAGACACCACCAGAUCUCCCAGCUUUGCCUGCAGAUCACCAAGCCGGGGCGGGGAGAUGCCGCCCCCUUCUGCGAAAGCGCACAUCUCAGACGCCUCCGGCGAGCCGCACACGCCACACCAGCCGGGCCAGCACAACGAACAGCGUGGAAAGAAGUGCAGAAACAGUUGAAGGGGGAGCGCAAACAACACCUACAGCAGCUCGUCACGCUCGCGAGCACCAACAACUGGGCGGCCUUCCGAGAGCACCAAAAGCAGACAAGCACCAGGGGGGACUGGCUAGCCUCGCUAAUGGACGCACACCAGUGGCAAGCUGCGCUUUUGAGCCACUUCUCCAGCAUCUUCCACAAGACAGACGGAACAGCCAAGCACGAAGCCUUCCACCACAUGCACAGCACACUCUGCCACACAUGCAAGCACACACCCUGGCGACCCUUCACCCACGACGAGCUCACACUGGUCAGCAGCAAAUGGGGGAAACAUAAGAGCACAGGUGUCGACGGCAUCGCACACGAAGCCUUGCAGCUCCUGAUCGCACACACCAUAUGGGGACCCAGGGUGCUGGCAAUGCUGAACGAGGCCCUCUACUCGGGGAAGCUGCCUGCCUUGGUCGAGCGCGGCCUGACCGUACUUUUGCCAAAAGGGGGGAGCCCAGAAGGAUGGGGGGAUACCAGGCCAAUUACUUUGAGCAGCGCCGUGCUCAAAACCCUCGCCCAGCUUUUGCUACUGCGGGGAGCACCGUGCCUCCAGCACCUGAACACGUACCAAUGGGCGGCACCAAGGAAACAGGGGGUGGAACUCAUCCUCGUGCUCCGCAAAAUAGCGAGAAUGGGUGCCGAUUGGGGAGGUGACUUCUGGAUUAUUAAACUGGACCUCCAAAAAGCCUUCGACUCUGUUGCACAGGAGAGUUUGGGGGAACUGGUUACACAGCAGGAGGUGGAGGUCCCACAAACCAACGGCGUCCGCCAGGGGUCACCCGACUCACCGGCGCUCUUUUCCGCCCGCGUGGGGGAGAUUGUGGAGCGCACCCUCGACGCCACCAAGACCAUGCCCAGAGGGGGGGACCGCCCCUUUCUCCCCCCCCCCCCACACCAUGGCGGCUCCUUUAUGGAUGACACCUACAUCUGGGGGGAGAACCCCGCCCACAUACAGAAGACACUCGAGAUACUGGAGCGACUGCUGCUCCAACACGGCCUCAAGAUCAACCCGAAAAAGACACACAUCAUCAGCAACAACCCGAAGAGCAAGGUGACCUUCAAGGUAGGUGGACAGGAGGUUGCGCCGGACCCAGGGGACACGCCGCUCCGAGUCCUUGGCUCACCCGUCAGCUUCCGAGGGAACACGCCACAACUUGCAGCAGAAAUGGGGAGCAGAGCCAGAGCCGCCUUUGCACAGAACAAGAAAGUGCUGCAGGCGCCGACACCCCUCAAGCCCCGGGCUGACCUCCACGACACCCUGGUGCGUCAGACGGCCCUAUACGGUUGCGAAACCUGGACGCCGCACGACACCCUGCUACGAGCAGCCAACACGCAACAGCUGAGCCAGCUCCGCAGCAUGACCACAGGGGGGAGACGGCCGAGCGAGACCUGGGCAGACUGGAAUACUCGCACGGGAGAGCUGAAGCUGAGUGAGGGAACAGAGGAGAGUCCGCAGUUGCACCUGCAGUACAUGUCCAAUGUGAUGUUCUGCAAGUUCGUACCAGCAUGA
Messenger RNA from Symbiodinium sp. CCMP2592, 3507 nucleotides. Lineage: Eukaryota; Dinophyceae; Suessiales; Symbiodiniaceae. The record is from the annotation of a GenBank genome assembly.